Ipomoea triloba (trilobed morning glory) is the source of this 1559-nucleotide messenger RNA. Its product is annotated as probable pectate lyase P59. The coding region runs from base 149 to 1495 and encodes 448 amino acids. The transcript is spliced from 2 exons. The record is from RefSeq and is a predicted model, not a curated record. Lineage: Eukaryota; Viridiplantae; Streptophyta; Magnoliopsida; Solanales; Convolvulaceae. Gene Ontology annotation, molecular function: pectate lyase activity.
CGUUGUUACGACCAAACCUCUCUGAAUUAAGAUCAAGAGUUGAGGUUCAGUCGGAUCAAUUCAAAAGGGUUGAACCCAAAACAGCGGUUCAACCCCUAUCAAAAUAAUAUAAUUUUUUAUUUAGAAAAAAAAAAAAAUACCCAUCAAAAUGAAGGGAUAUUAUUGUUUCUUCUUGGUUGUGGUUACUCUUGCGGCGAUAAUCCCCGCAUCAGUUGGUCACAUUGGUGAGUUUGAUGAGGUGUGGCGGAGGCGAGCAGCUGAAGCCUGGGAACAUGCCCAACAGGCUUAUGAACCCAAUCCACAUAACAUUUCAACCGCCUUGAAUCUCGAAGUUCGAAGGGCACUAUUAGAAGGGAAGGAUUUGACGACGACAUCAAUGGAGAAUAGCACAACGAGGCAUCUUUUGGGUUCAAAAAAGUACCAUGGGCCGUGUAAUGCCACAAACCCGAUCGAUCGUUGCUGGCGUUGCCACGCCGACUGGGCUACCAAUCGGAAGAGGUUAGCGGAUUGCGGAAUGGGGUUUGGGUACAAAACCAAAGGCGGCAAGAACGGGCCGUUCUACACCGUUACUGACAGCUCCGAUGAUCAAGCAAACCCCAAACCCGGAACCCUAAGACACGCGGUCAUCCAGAAGAAACCCUUGUGGAUAAUCUUCGGACGAGACAUGACCAUCAGGCUCCAGCAGGAGCUCCUCAUGCAAGGCGAUAAGACGAUCGACGGGCGUGGGGCCCAGGUCUACAUCAUCGGUGGGGCCGGGAUAACCAUGCAGUUCGUGAAGAACGUGAUCAUCCACGGGAUCCACGUCCACGACAUCGUCCAAGGAAACGGCGGCAUGGUACGCGACGCUAUAGACCACUUCGGACUCCGAACCCAGAGCGACGGCGACGGGAUCUCCAUCUUCGGCUCUUCCAACGUCUGGAUCGACCACGUGUCCAUGAAAAACUGUUACGACGGGCUCAUCGACGCGAUCGAAGCCUCCACGGCCAUCACAAUUUCGAACGGCCACUUCACGGAUCAUAACGACGUGAUGCUAUUCGGCGCCAACGAUAUGUCCCCCAAAGAUGAAAUAAUGCAAGUCACGCUCGCAUUCAACCACUUCGGGAAGAGAUUGAUUCAGAGGAUGCCGAGGUGUCGGUUCGGAUAUAUCCAUGUUGUGAACAACGAUUACACGCACUGGAACAUGUACGCCAUUGGAGGGAGUGCUCACCCCACCAUUAUCAGUCAGGGGAAUCGAUUCAUCGCUCCUCUUGACAUACACAAAAGAGAGAUAACUCAUAGAGCUGCGGGGACUCCUGCGGAAUGGAAGAAGUGGAAUUGGAGAUCGCAGGGAGAUAUAUAUAUGAACGGAGCUUUCUUUGUUCAGUCUGGAGAUCCGAAUUUCAUGAAAAAGCACAACGAAUUGUACGAUGGGGUGAAGACAUUCAGAGCUGAGGAAGUGACUUGGCUUACUAGGUUCGCAGGGGUGCUUAAUUGCAAGAUAGGAUCGGUCUGUUAGAUUGUAUUACAAUCCCCCACACUCUUCAAACCAAAAUAUAUAUAUAGACUAAGUUUUCCCUAAA